Closterium sp. Naga37s-1 is the source of this 3855-nucleotide messenger RNA. Lineage: Eukaryota; Viridiplantae; Streptophyta; Zygnematophyceae; Desmidiales; Closteriaceae. The record is from the annotation of a GenBank genome assembly.
AUGCAUGGGAAUGACGAAGGGGAGUGUGAGUAUGAGGAGGAGGAGGAGGAGGAGGAGGAGGAGGAGGAGGAGGAGGAGGAGGAGGAGGAGGAGGAGGAGGAGGAAGAGGAGGAAGAAGAAGAGAAAGAGGAGGAGGAAGAGGAGGAAGAAGAAGAGAAAGAGGAGGAGGAAGAGGAAGAGGAGGAGGAGGAGGAGGAGGAGGAGGAGGGAGGGAGAAGGGAGGACAACCGGGAGAAGGAGGCAGGUGCGAGGGGAGAACAGGGAGGAGGCAGGGCUGUGGGGCGGAGAGGGGGGCACGAGGCCGAGAUUUCACACCAGGGUGGCAGCAGCAGAGGCAGAGCGCAUGGGGCCAGGGCUGCGUUGGGGGAAGAGCGAGAUGGGCAUGGGCGUGCUGAUGUGCGUGCUGGUGGUGAUACUCAUGGCGUCACGAACCGAUGCCUUAGCAUAGGCAUGGAGGGCAGGGAGGGCGGGGAGGGCAGGGAAAGGAGGGAGAGGAGGGAGGGUAGGGAGGGCAGAGAGGGCAGGGAGGGAAGGGAGGCAAGGGAGGGCACUGAGGACAGGGAGGGCGAAAUGGACAUGGGGGGCAUGGAGGUGGAUGUGGGGGAGCUGCUGCUGUGGCUGCAUGCCAAUGGCGCCACUCCUGACCCACACACAUGGCCCUUCAAGGUGGUGGUGUGUCCGCUGCUGCAUCUGCCUCCUGGAUCCAGACAUGCAGGUCCCAGAGGCAGGCCUGACCUGGGUCUCGUGGCAUCUCGCCGCAUAGCACCAGGAGAGCUGCUCAUCUCAUCCAGUUUUCCCCCAUUUCUCUUUCUCGCCUCUUUCUCACCACGCCUGUGCUCAUUGCCUGCCAGGCCUGACCUGGGUCUCGUGGCAUCGCGCCACAUAGCGCCAGGAGAGCUGCUCUUCUGCAUGCCGCCCAAUCUGCAGAUCACUCCCGAUCGCAUCGCCCCCGCCUACUCGCUCCCUCACACCCACCCUUGCCCCUGCUCCUCUUGCUCCCCCUCACCCUUUCCUCCUACGCCCACUUCUGCCUCUAAUCCUGGAGGGAGUAACCCAGGGAGUGAGGGGAAGGGAGAUGAGAAGGGAGAGGAGAAGGGAGAGGGGAAGGGAGAGAGGAAGGAGGAGGAGCGGUGGGAGGAGGGACUUGGAGGCCUGAACAGACACUUAGAGCCUGGGAACCCUUUAUUCACUGACCGUGGCAGUGGUGGCAGUAGCAGUGGUGGCAGUGGAUGCAGCAGAGGGCAGGGGAGGGGCGUGGAGAGCACUAGAGAUGGUGGCGCUGCUGCUGUGUGCGUCUCGAGCACGGGCAUGGCAGCAUGGCUGCUGCGAGAGGUGUCCAAGGGCCACGCCUCCCCAUGGGCGCCGUACCUCGCCACGCUGCCCCCCCACGUGCCGCUGCCGUCCCUCUUCCCGCUCUCCACCAUCCAGCAGCUGCAGUGGCGCCCCACUGAAGCCAUGGGAUGGUUCGAGGUAGGGAGUGGUGGAGGGGAGGGAGGAGGGGAGAGCAGGGGGGGAGCAGGGGAGGAUAUGAAAGGGGAAGGAAAGGAGGGGAUGGAAAAAUGCGGCGUGAGGGAAACGGACAAAUGCGCACUGUCCCCUGCCCGCAUCAAGGUGACUUUUGAGUCGACUCAAAAGUCACCUCUUCUUCACACCAAGCGCACUGUCCCCUGCCCGCAUCAUCCCCCACAACUUCAUCAUUUCGGUGGCCGGCCCCUCCUCCUUCCCUCACACAUUUCUCAUGCUGCACUGCCAACCUCCAACCCAACCAGCCACCCCGAUGCUGCACCCCACCGCACCCCCCACCCACAGGCAGUGGCAUACCGGCACGCGUACGAGCAGGAGUACCGGCGGUGCGCUCCUGACUUCAUCGCCCAUGCACCCCUCUCCGCCUUCCUCUGGGCCAUGACCGUCAUCUCCUCUCGCACCUUCUCCUCCCCUUCCCCUCCCUCCUCGCCCUCCUCCGCCUCCGCUGACCCCUCCUCUUCCUCCUUGCCACCUUCAGCCGCAGCAGCAGCAGCAGCGCCAGCGCCAGCAGCAGCAGCAGCGUCAGCAGCGCCAGCAGCAGCGCCAGCAGCAGCAGCAGAGGCGUGUGAGGAGAACAGCUGGGGGGCGCUGCUGCCCCUGGCGGAUCUGAUGAACCACAGCGAGCACUACAACGGCACCUGGACUGUCAGUGCCAACGCCCUCCCUUUCCAUCCAUCCCUCCCUCCCUCAUUCCCUCCCUCCCUCCCUCCCUCCCUCCCUCCCUCCCUCCCUCCCUCCCUCUCUCCCCCCUCUCGUUCUCACCAUCACCCUCGCCAUACCCAAAACCCCACCGUCAUUGCUGCGCUGCGUGGGCCGUCAACCAAGCGCUGCCGCUUUCCCCCAACACCACAAUGCAAAUCCGCCCCCCGCCCCUCCUUCCCAUCCUCCCCAUCCUCACCUCCUUCCCUAUCUUCCCCAUCCUCUCCUCCUUCCCCAUCCUCCCCAUCCUCACCUCCUUCCCAUCCUCCCCAUCCUCUCCUCCUUCCCCAUCCUCCCCAUCCUCACCUCCUUCCCUAUCCUCCCCACGCUCCUCAUCCCUCCCUAUGCUCUCUAUUCUUCUCAAUCCGCCCAUUCUUGACUGCCAUCCCUCGUUCAGAGCUCCUCAUAUCGUUUGCCACUCUCGUUGUCCCUUCAUUCUUUCCCCAUUCUUCCACUCUCCUCAUCCCCACUGCCCCUCACUCUCUACCUUCCGCGGCCCUUGUCGCCACACCUCUCCUCGCAUCCCCCUCUCCUUGCAACUUCCCUCCUCCACCAUCCUCUCUCCCCAAGCUCUUCGUGUCUCAUAGAAAAGUAGCUUCGUGUCCCCCCCUUUUCCUCCUUUCCCAAUCCCCUCUCUUCCUCCCCACGCCCCCAUUCCCCCAAUCCCAGCGUGCCUCAUCAGGCCACUAUCUGUUCCACGCCAUUGCUCCCAUCGCCCCCAGUGCUGACCUCCUCACACACUACGGCUUCUUCGCGGAGCAUUAUUUCCCCGGGGAUUUUGGGGAGGAGGAUGGGGAGGUGGCGAGGGGGGUGGUGGGGGAGGUGGAGGAGAGUGUGAAGAGUGUGGGGAGGGUGGUGAGGGUGCUGAUUGGGACUGUGGAGGAUGGAGGUGGGGAGGGGGUGGGGGAGAGUGGGGAUGAGUGUGAGGGGAAGGGUGAGGGGGAGCGGGAGGGGAAGAUUGAUGGGGAGAUUGAGGGGGGAAUUGAAGGGGAGAGGGAGAAGGAGACUACUAGACGAAUUGAUGGGGGAAACGGUGGGUGUAGCGGUGGAGAGAGAAGGGAGAGGGUGACCAUUUGUGAGGGGGGCGUGGAUGGAGAAGAGGAGGAGUUGGUGCAGAUUGGUUGUGAUGGGGAGAGUGUGAUGGAGGGUGGUGGGAGUAGUGGUGGAGAGAAGGUGGAAAACAGAGAGUACAGCUUUGAGGCGGAGAGGGGGUAUGCGGUGUGGCCGCAUGGGCAUGUGGACCCUCGCAUCAUGGCCUCCUUUGCUGCUCUCUGGCACCUCUUUGUCUAUGGCCGCGAGCCCCGGCACCAUCCCAUAGCCUGUGCCAGCGUUCUCUACUGCUGGGGCAUCUCCCACCCGGCAUUGCACCCCCUGCGCCCCCGCCUCUCUCCCCGCCUGCUUGCAUGCCUGAAAGCUGCUCUGGAUGGCAUACACGCGCGUUGUUGUGCUGUUAUUGAAGGGUUUGGAAACCGGUUGGAGGAGGAUGAGGAGGAAUUGGCAGGCUUGUUGGAGAGAGAGAGGAGGGGGUUGACGAAGAGGGUGGGGAAGAGGAAGAAUGUGAGGAGGGUUGUGGAGGGAGGAGGAAGGGAGGGUCCCGGAGAAGGGGAGGACGGUCGGAGGGAGGAAAUUUGA